AUGGAGGAACUCAAGGAGAUUCUGACUGAGGAAAUUUCACCGACGGCACCGCUGACACCGGCCAGGAAGAGCAUCAAGAGGGGAGAGGGUCGGCGUGACAUGUUGGGAACGCCCCGAGAGAGUGUUCUCCAGUCACAGGGCACGCGGGAUGCAUUUCUCGAUGGCAGAGAGCUGAUUUCACAAGCGGACAUGUCAUCUCCAGCGACCAGCGAGGUCUCGCCGAGGGUCGGCGUGACAUGUGCACUCCAGUCAGAGGGCACGUGGGAUGCAUUUCUCGAUGGCAGAGAGUUGAUUUCACAAGCGGACAUGUCGUCUCCGGCGACCAUCGAGAUCUCGCCGAGGCAAGAGCUCCUAGUGCUCCAAGCCCUCAAGGAUGCCUCCUCUUUUUGCCUUGGCAGAAAUGUUGGUGCUGUGACUGGCGACCAUUGUCGCAGCACCUUCAAAGCCUUCGAUCCUUCAAUCCUCCCUUCACAUGGCCGACUCGCUCGCCUCUUUGCCUUCGUGCUGUCUGGGCCUCUCCGUGUGCACGAUCGCGGGCUUCAGGCCAUUCAGGAGUACGGCACCUCUCGAGGCGGUGAAUUGCAUCUGCGGAGAACGCGCGCGGCACAGGAAAGCAAGAAGCCCCUGAAGAGCUUCAGUGGCUCCGCGGCAAAGACCCCAGCCAAAGACAACACCGCGGAAUGUUUCUUUGCAACGAACUGGCGCUGGGGAACGAAACCGCCCACGCGGCUGGCAGCUGGCUGCGAUGCGACGAUCCGUCCGUCCUCUGCGGGCAACUUGAACUUGAAGCUGGGAGCUCCUAGAAGCUCCGUGAAUGGGAUAAAGAGUGUACGACGUGCCAAGUUGCAAAACUCAAGUGCACUGGCCUGCGUUGCAAGGGACAUGCGAGGAAAUGCGCCGGACAGCCGCGAGUUUCUUGUGUCGCACUCGGCUUAUCACGGAGGCUUCACGGACAGGCUGCCCGGGGCAGGAUGUGUCAAACGCAUGUUCAAGGCCUUCCUCACAUUGCGCACCAGUAGGAGCCUCGACGCUGGCACGGCUUGUGUGCCCACCGAACAGCCACCGGCUGACUCUCUGGUAGCCUUCAUUGGUUUCAGACAAAUUGCGAGCUGCUCCGACGAAGGCGGAUCUGUGACGUCGCCAUCGGCUGCCUUGGACGGAUGGCUGCACAGGGGCUGGAAUGCAAUGACAGGCCGGAUUGGCGGCAGUGGAUUCUCAGAUGCUUCCCCGGACAAGCCCAACACGGAGAAGGCAUUGCGAGCAGUGGCCGCGAUGCUAGCAGAGCUUGCAGGGCAUCGCGAUGCAGUACCACCCGGAACAUGCAGACCGUGA
Symbiodinium necroappetens is the source of this 1332-nucleotide messenger RNA. Lineage: Eukaryota; Dinophyceae; Suessiales; Symbiodiniaceae. The record is from the annotation of a GenBank genome assembly.